Myripristis murdjan (pinecone soldierfish) is the source of this 1611-nucleotide messenger RNA. RefSeq names its product tumor protein p53-inducible nuclear protein 2. Bases 135 to 638 code for a protein of 167 amino acids. NCBI's taxonomy places the organism in Eukaryota, Metazoa, Chordata, Actinopteri, Holocentriformes, Holocentridae. Gene Ontology annotation, biological process: positive regulation of DNA-templated transcription; autophagosome assembly. The record is from RefSeq and is a predicted model, not a curated record. Gene Ontology annotation, cellular component: autophagosome; nucleus. The transcript has 4 exons.
CAACUUUGAGAUCAAAACAAACCCCGAGGAGCAGAAACCGAGCUGGAUCCAGUUUGUGAAAACGGUCUGAGCCGAGGAAGGAAAAACACUGCCAGAUAUUUUCUGUCGCGUCAGAUUGCAGUUGAGGUGAAAAGAUGAUCGGAAAGAUCCUUUCCCAUCUGCUCGGCAACACCGAGGUUGCAGAUGAUGACACUUAUGAGGAGCUGAUGGAGUUUGAAGAAGGAGGAUGGGUCAUUGUCAAUCUUCCAGAGAGCGGGCCGCUGUCGGCUCCUGAGGUUGACCCUCUGGAGAACCUGCUGAUCGAGCAUCCCAGCAUGUCUGUGUACCAGAUGAGACGCAGGAUGAGCAGAGAGGAAGAGGAGGAGGAGGAAGAGCUGGGUUCUGAUGAAGAUGAGGAGCUCUCAGCAAGGCCAGCAGCGGUGAGGCAGCAUGUCUCCUGGCGCCUGGCGGCCUGGGGAAUCCCUCUGCCCUGCCACGUCCAGCUGCUGGCCGUGCAGCGGGCGAGGAGCCAGGCUGAGCGCAAGAAGCUGAGCCGCGGCGCCCUCCACAGGCAGAACCUGGCCAAGACGCGUUUCUCCGCCGCGGAGAAACGCUACGGCCACUUCAAGCAGCCCUGCCAGCGCCUCUACAGCUACUGAGCGGCGUGCACGACUCUCCUCGUGCGGGUGCGCUCCAGGUUGCCUCCAUUAGCGGUCGAAUGUGCUGCACAUAGUCUGAGGGUUUUUUUUCCUGCACUGUUUAUCUUGUAUAUCAGUGCAGUUGAAAUCAUACUGAGCAAACCAAACAGCAUUUCAAAACAAAGUGGAAACUGAAUGUUAACCUUGCAGACUUUCUUCUGCAUUGCACGACAGGAGCUAGUGCACGUUCAGGUUAUCAACAGACAGUGUUCAAGAUUUACCACUUCCUCUGACAGUAAUCACUGUGUGCAGCCCGGUGUUAGUGUAGGCAACCUGCAGUGUAACCCUCACUCUGUGUGAAACCACUGAACGACGACCCUUGAUCUCCUGAUAUCUCGAACGAAACAGUCUGUCCCUCCGGUUUGAUAAGAAUGAGCAACACGUGUUGCUCUCGAGUAAAAGCCUUUGUGCAGUAUCAAACGAGAACAGUGGAGCUUGUUUGAGCUGUCCAGAUUCAGUACUGUAGCUGAAAGUAGAGGUAGGGCUAGCAAGCUGGAAGUGUGUGAAAGGUAUUCUGAUGUUGUUGUUACUGUUACAAGAUGCCGGCGCUGAUCAAAAUUCGCAAAAGCAAGGAUACUUUAUUCUACACGAGGAUGCAGUUGGUUUGCAGCACAAUUUGACAGGAUGUUUCUCAGCUGUAUCUGGUUUGUUUUGUACGUUGUGCCUUAGAUUUAGACUUUGUUGUGACUUGUGUUUGACAGGUUAAAAGCUAAUUUCAUGAGCUGUACAGUCAUCAAUGCCAUGUGAAAGCACUAUAUUCUGUGAGUUACUGUGAUUGCCUAAGAAAAAUUGCUCCUUUGAUUUUGAAAUGGAUUUUCUGCAUAACAAAUGAUGACAAAACCACUGUUAAUGUUUUGUAUUCAUAUCAUUUUAUACUUUGCAGUGGGUACUCCCUUUUCCAUGUUCCAACAGUUGUUAAUUUUAGAGACAUGCU